CAUCCGAGCGUCAUCGUGUACUGUCUACACAGAGACGUGCAAAUAGGCCGCCGCAGUCCCGUCCAGCGCACGCACGGCACCCCGCGUCCCCGCGACCCCGCGCCCAUCCAGACCCUCCCCGCCGAGCUCCUCGAGCACGUCCUCCUCCUCGCCGCCCCCGCGUCCCCCGCCGCCCCCGCCGCCCUCGCGCGCACCUGCCGCGCCUUCGCCGCCCUCGUCUACGCCGCCCCCGACCAGCACCUCUGGCGCGCGCUCUUCCUCCGCGCGUGGGACGACCCGCGCGGCACAUGGGGCGACCUGUGCGCGCUGCCAGGCCCGGGCGUCGUCGGGAGCCGGGACGCCGCGGGUGCGGGCAUCGACUGGGGGCGCGAGUACCGGCGGCGUGUCGCGGCGCAGCGCUGGUUCGCGUCCGCGCGGGCGGAUGGGGCAGGGACAGGACCGAUGGGCGCGCGCGACGUCGCGCGGGAGCAAGACCAGGACCGUACCCUCUGCGCACUCUUCCUGCGGACACCGCCACAAACAUCCUCGUCGUGCGGCUUCACCGUCAAGCUCGUCUCCGAGCCAUUUGCCCAGCACGCCAACGCCUGCUCUGUCAAUGCGCCCCCGCACGCCAGCGAGUGGGCGCUCAGCGGCCUCAGCCGCACCCCCAGCACAUAUGGCUUCCGAUACCCGCCCAUAAACCACCCCGCCUCGCCGCGCUCGCUCCACGACUGCCGCGCUGCCCCCGACCGCGCCUACAUGCAGCCAGCGCUGUGCUUCAGAGCAGCGAUGGGGACGCCAAUCGUCGGCAUCCGUCAAACUGCGCCGGGCGCACACCUCAACGGCGAGGGACCUAGCUCACGGCCCGGCCACGAUCACCCACCGGGUCCUGUGUCAUUGGACGAGUCCGUCAUGGCGCGCGAGACCCAAACACCUACACAUCGCACAUUGUGGGGAACGGUCUACUGCACGCCUACAGUGGUGUACAUGCACUGCGCGAUCACAACGCAUCAGUACGCCUGGUGCAAAUACCCGGCUUGGCGGUCGCGACGGUGCGGAAAGGCGUGGAAUCCGCUGAAGGAAUGUUCGGAUGAACCGCCGUCUUACGGCAGAGCGCUGUAUCUGCGCGGUGAAACCAGCGGGAGCUGCCAUAUGGUGGCGGUUAUGUUCCACAUUGGGCUAUUCUUCAUGUCGGGCGAGAACCAUCUGCAGCCACUGUCACGGCCAUGGCAGCUGUACAAAACACGCUAUCGACGACUCAAAGGUGCAUUGCGUGAUGAAGAUCUCCGAUGGCCAACUGAUAUUGCCCGCACAAACCUGAGCAAGAUCGGGGGAUGCGACAUCCUCGACAACCUGCUUACAAAGUGGCAAACAGGCAAAAUGCGGUUUGAGCUUCUGGAUCCGGCAAGGAGACCUGUCAGGCUCGAGCUUCGGCAACACACAAGGAGUGAUGCCGGGCACUCGCAUGUGUUUGCUGACAAGAGGGAGCCGAUGAAGCGGAAGCGACGGGGUCACAAGGUCCCGAAAAGCGCACUGAUCAUCGAAAACUCUGAUGUCGGCUCGGAUGCAGAUGCCACUGCCGGUGGGAAUAUCGAGAGCAGGACAGAGUCAGCUGAUGAGGAUGAGAGCCGGAUUUGCAAACAGCGCAGGCUGGAUCUCAGCAAUGAUGGUGACCAAUAUGGCAACUCAUCAGCUCCGGAAACAAUCGAGGAUUUCUCAUCUGAUGCCCGGUCACUUGCCGAGACAAUCGAGGAUGCCGAUGACUGGGACAUUCUGAUAUUACCUAUUGCGACGUUGCGAGGCAUCCAGAACUGUGUAGCGCACCCAGUGUUUGAUUUGCACUUUGAGCAACAAACAAGGUUAAUAGGCAUUCCAGCGUCUGCGCAGGUUCAACAAAAUGCCGCAUCCCUUCAGCGCUCACUCCAUCAACUCGUCCUUGCGCUAGAUGCACUGAAGGACGAGGUCGCCUGCCUGCUCCUUGCCAAGCCGCAUUCCACCGUCCGCAGGUACAUCGAGCUCGCGAUCGAACACUGCGCAGAGGUCCGCAUCUUCCUUCUGUUUGACAUCCUGCUGCACAGGGAGGAUGUUCCUUUCGACAACAUUGAUGCCUGCAUGCAGCAGCACCCUGCGCUCAUGUACUCGGUGCUCAAGCACUACCUGCCCGCGGGCCUGGUAUGCCUCCCGGACGUGAUGGCGCCCCUCGCCACGUUCAUCAUGCAUAACGGGAUCCCCUCGGCUACCCACUUCAGGAUCGCGGCCCUCGCAGCCCUCGAGCGGCUCACAGAGGACCUCGCGCACAUCGACCUCGCAGCAUUCUUCGGCCUCCUGUGGAGCGUCGUGCUGGCCGACGCGGGCAAGGCCAAGGCAGAUGCAGACGCAGGUGCGGAUGUGCCCAUACCCAUGCCCGCGCCCUUGUACGCCGCGCAGCUCACACACAUCAUGGCGCAUGGACGCAUGGAUGCGCCGACGCUGAUCCAACUCCACUUAUAG
This is a messenger RNA of Postia placenta MAD-698-R-SB12, 2469 nucleotides long. RefSeq lists its product as hypothetical. Lineage: Eukaryota; Fungi; Basidiomycota; Agaricomycetes; Polyporales; Adustoporiaceae. The annotation marks the transcript as partial. Gene Ontology annotation, molecular function: protein binding. The record is from RefSeq and is a predicted model, not a curated record. The transcript is spliced from 15 exons.